Molecule: messenger RNA, 500 nt
Organism: Phacochoerus africanus (Common warthog)
Lineage: Eukaryota; Metazoa; Chordata; Mammalia; Artiodactyla; Suidae
Gene: PRM3
Product: protamine 3
Exons: 1
Coding region: 162-440 (92 amino acids)
Biological process (GO): flagellated sperm motility
Cellular component (GO): cytoplasm
Source: RefSeq, a predicted model, not a curated record
UUUGAGUAGGCUGUCGGCCCAGACUUAGGUAUCUGAGGGCGAGACGCUCGGGGGUGGGGGGCCCUUUGUGAUGUCAGCACCCUGCCUACCACCCUCAACAGCCCCUGCACUCCCCACCAGUGGCCUUUCCUCCCAGUCCAGACAGGCAGCCAGAGUGGACCAUGGGUUCCCGCUGUGCCAAGCUCAGCACGGGCCACGCCCGGGGCCACGAAUCGUCCAUGAAGAAGCUGGUGGCCUGCGUGAGUCAGGAUAACUUCUCCUUGUCGUCGGAGGGCGAGGAAGAGGAGGAGGGAGAGGAAGAGGAAGAGGAAGAGGAAGAGGAAGAGGAGCUCCCUGUGCAGGGCAAGCUGUUGCUGAUGGAGCCCGAUCAGCAGGAGGAAGGCACCCAGAAUGACCUUGUGGCCCAGCAGAGCCCCGAGCCCAAGCAGACACACUCCUGACCCACGGCGACGACGACGACGGCCUGGGAAGAGGUGCCUGCACUGCUCCAGAGCGGACUU